Seminavis robusta is the source of this 2452-nucleotide messenger RNA. The record is from the annotation of a GenBank genome assembly. Lineage: Eukaryota; Bacillariophyta; Bacillariophyceae; Naviculales; Naviculaceae.
CUUCAAACACGUACGUCUUUGACACGUUGAACCGUGGCCAUCACAAUGAUGAGCGGCCACCACAAGCUUUUCUCACACCACAAGCCAAGCAGAAGCAUCGAGAACCGGUCGUAUCAGUCGAAGGCAGCAGGAACAAUUGACCAUCCAUAGCAAUCCAUCCAUCCGCUUGUAUUGAUUAUUUGUCGGCACUUUAAGUGCAAUUUAUCAAAGAUGGCCAAAGGAAAGAGUGACAAAUCGAGGCAUCCAUCGAGGCAAAAGCCUCCGCCUCUGGAUCAGUACAUCAAACCAGCCGUAGCUCUGGGUGUCGCUCUUUUGGCGUAUCAAUUCUUCAAGGGCCUCAACUCAGAAAUUCUACGAGUAGACGUCACGGAUGAAAUGCAACUGAGAGAAGUACUGCUGGGCGAACUUGGAAGUGGAAAGAACUAUGCUUCGUUGUGCCAUGACGAGACUUCCAAUAUCCCCGUCUCUUCUGUCUUCCAAGACGCCCACAACGAUGGAAGCGCCCCAGCAGACUUUCGUCUCGUGGAUUGCAACUACGUCCUUCCAACCUCUGAAAAAACAAUUGCUGAUCGAUUCAAGUUGAAACUCAAAGAUAGGCCUACAAUCUUUGUUUCGGGAGCCGUUGGAGAGCCGCGACAGGUUCCCGUGAAGCACUUGAAAACUGGGAAACAACUUGUCAAAGCACUGCGCUCACUUCUAGAACCCAAAGCUGCAAAGAUUGAAACAACACAAGACCUGCGUGCAAAAUGUCUCGAAAAGGACGUGUGUGGUCUACUCUUGAAGGGUGGUAAAAUAGCCCCCAACUGGCUCAAAGAUGCCAUGGGCAAAUUGGUCAAGGAGUUUCCAAAAAUCAGCUUGACUGCGAUUGAUUCCAGUGUUCUCUAUGUCAAAAACUUGGAGGAUCAACUGGAGGAAUACGACGAAAGUACAAAACAACCUCGAUUUGUAGUCUUCAAAAAGGUCAGUGGAUCAACGGAGACAGGAAAGGACCGUCUCAUCACCAGCAUCGUCCCGUUGGAAGGAUCCGUGUCCUAUGGAACUCUCUCGAACACACUUGCAAGUGUAGCUGGUGGAAGUGCAACGCCCAAAAAGCUAUCUUCUCUCCCAUUAGUGAAAACUAGGACAAAGAAACUAGUCCAAGAAGAAAGGAUCAAACGACAACGCAAACAGGAUCAACAAAAGCGACAAGAUUCUGGAGGUUCCAGCACACCUGGCGGCCAAUUUCACGCCAAUGACGGGAGCAAGGAGGGACGGAAAGCAGAACGUGAACGAAGGAGGGCUGAACAUCGAGCACAAAACCCUGACUACAAGCCGAAGACACCGGAAGAGCUCAAAGAAAUUGAACGCCAGCGAAGAAUUAGAAUGGAAGAAAUGGCAAAGGAGUGGAACAUGGAGGGCGAAGACCUACCUCCAGAAGGCGAUCCUAUGCUGGACGAGGACGAUUUUGACUUGGAGGAAGGAGAAACGAUGGAAUAUGAGGCGGACGAAGAUGACGGCGACGACGAGGAAGGUGACGACGUCAUGGAUUUAGAUUAGAUUCCUAAUCGAAUCGGAUUACAUCACUACACAACAAGCUUGGUUCUCAUCAAUCUACUAGUAAUGUCAAGACACUUGCUGGUGUCCAUGGACCAAAUGAAAAAGAUGCCGUAAAUCUGCAUAGUUCGGGGCUUCAGAGGAAACGCUGCCAACUUCCUUGGUACAAGUUUAGGCAUUCAAUUCAUAGUCGGGCCAUCCAUCUUAACUUUGCAGACAAGUAGCUUAUAAUGACCUUAUCUCAGCUACAACACACAUACUAGUAUUGUGUUUCCUGACGGGUCCUCACAGCGAAGUCACAAUCCUUUCGUCCUAGUCUCAUCCACCACAAUCAUUCGGUAACAUCCGAUUUAACAAAUCGAUCGAUCCAUUCAACACCACUCUUGUCGGCCAAGCUUGGAUUAUUCUCCCUUUCCAAGACACGCAAACUGCACCAUUUUGCCUACUUUCCUUGGAGCGGAGAGAGAUCAACAUCCUCCGAUUCAUCGUAGAAGUACUGGUUGGGGAUGGGAAUGACGUAACGUGCGGGAACACGUCGAUGGGGAGUGCGACCUUGCUGGUCUUCGUCAUCUUCAAACUUGACGAUGAUUUCCUUCACAACGGGAGAACUCGACCUAUCAAGCUUCCAGACAGGGUCUUUGCUAACUUUGGCUCGGUAGAACGAUGUCGUUUCUGGGAAGAUGGCCAUGCAAUCUGUUCCCUUCGAGAAGCACCCUUCCACGCCAGUUGAGAGGCGCAUGACAUGAGACCAUGGCAAGCGGAUCAGCUUGCUGGUGUCAUCUUCAUCCUGCACAUCGUAGGUGUCCUGCUCCGAAUAAAACCUUUGGACACUAGCAAGAAUCCAGCUGCCAUUUUCAUCGGUCCUUGUGACCUUGGCAGCGACCUAAGGCAACAAAUCAUUGAUGUCAGAAUAAGAGCC